CAGGGUUUUCAGUUACUAAAAACUAGAAUAACCUCUUAUAAAUCCCGGACGUAUCACCGGGAAGGUGUUAUAGCAAUCUCCUUUCGAUAAGGGGAGUGUCCUGUAUUAUGAUCAUGUGAUUGGUAUUACAGGUGUAUGGACAUCAGGGCCCCGUAACACAAAGGUUAGAGAUUAAUCGGUAAUUUGGGAGAACAUUUCUGAUUGGUCAGUCUACCGAACAAAAUGCUUAGAAUUUCCAUGGUGUGACGAGUAGCCGUGAAAAAGUGGCAGAAGCGACCCGAACCAAGCUGUUUUAAUUUCCAUGAACUGAUAACCCACCGCGGGCCAUGGGAGCCUAUGCUAUCAACUUCACUAGAAGUGACAUCGACGACCUUGAUCCCCAACAUGCCAGAGAUGGAACGGUCUUCGAAGACUAUGGCUUCGAUAUCAAACAGAGAAUAGGAAUCUCAGUGGUUUACAGUCUAAUUGCAAUAACGGGAAUGGCAGGAAAUGCCUGUGUCUUCAUGGCAGUUCUUCUUUCAAGGAAGCUCCACACGCUAACAAACAUCCUCGUGGUAAAUCUAAGUAUCACAGAUUUCCUGGCAUGCUGCAGUAUUCUUGUCCAAAGUGUAGUUCUUGUGACAUCAGACAAGUUCCUCAAGGUAGUUCCUACUCAGCUUUGCGUCCUAGCCGGUGCAGUCAACUUCGUGAGUGUGUCCAACAGUCUCAUGACGCUUACGCUGAUAGCCUUUAUGCGUUGGUAUGUCAUUACCCGCAGCAUCAGAGGCCAAAGAGGACUCCAUACUCCUGGAAAGGUAGCAACGUUAAUAAUAAUCACUUGGAUAUUCUCGUUGGUCUCCAUGAUACUGCCACCGGCACUUGGGCUAGGAACUUUAGGGUACAGCGCCGCCUACCAUCAAUGCUUGACGAUCGACGAAAACAAACUCGUGGCGUACCUUAGUAUGUUGCAGAGCGGCGGAUGCUUCACCUUUGUUGCCAUUGCUCUUUCUUUUUACUUCGCCAUAUAUCUGUUCGUUCGAAAGAAUACCAGGGCGUUUUCGUUAAGGCUUAGCAAAACUGAAGAAAUCCAGAACGUACAGGAAUCAAGAACAAAUAUAGAGCUAGAUGAAGUGAAAGAUUGCCAUGAACAAAGCCUGAAACAAAGCGAACAACGUUGUCAAAUGGAUGCCCUCUUUCGGGAUCGGGAGUGGAGGAUCACGAAGAACCUUCUUGUUGUAUUCUGCAUAUUCUUAAUUUGUUUCAUUCCAUUCGCCGUAACCCUUGCAAUACCAGGAGGAAGCCUCUCCAAUGUCUACACAACGGCGUUGUUGUAUUUAAACGCUUGUAUCAACCCUGUUGUGUACUGUCUGAAACAUGACCAAUUCAAGGAGGUACUGAGGCCCAUGUUACGGUGCAGGUGGUCAAAGAUUCCACAACCUACCAAGCUUCUAAGACUCUGUUUCCAUCGGUCAGAUCGCGUUUUGCAGUCUCCCAACACCACUUCCACUAGUGCACUGAUUAAAAGAAUGUGAAAUAGAAA
Molecule: messenger RNA, 1519 nt
Organism: Lytechinus variegatus (green sea urchin)
Lineage: Eukaryota; Metazoa; Echinodermata; Echinoidea; Temnopleuroida; Toxopneustidae
Product: 5-hydroxytryptamine receptor 1D-like
Exons: 2
Coding region: 327-1511 (394 amino acids)
Biological process (GO): G protein-coupled receptor signaling pathway
Cellular component (GO): membrane
Molecular function (GO): G protein-coupled receptor activity
Source: RefSeq, a predicted model, not a curated record